Molecule: messenger RNA, 1973 nt
Organism: Poecilia reticulata (guppy)
Lineage: Eukaryota; Metazoa; Chordata; Actinopteri; Cyprinodontiformes; Poeciliidae
Product: Alpha-1,3-mannosyl-glycoprotein 4-beta-N-acetylglucosaminyltransferase B-like
Biological process (GO): protein N-linked glycosylation
Cellular component (GO): endoplasmic reticulum; endoplasmic reticulum-Golgi intermediate compartment; Golgi stack
Molecular function (GO): acetylglucosaminyltransferase activity
Source: RefSeq, a predicted model, not a curated record
CAAUGACGAGCCUCUAACACUAACCUUUGACAUUCACCUGUAGCUGCCUGUCCACCUGUUAUCCAUGGGAAGUUACGGGUGUCAACGUACAGUGACUAAGAGGAAGGACUUCUAGUGAGAAAUGAAAUGAGGCUUUACCCCCUACGAGUUGGAUGUUUGUUGGUGGUCGCGUGUUUCCUGUUUUGGAUAAAAUCAUUUCCGGAUGAUGGAGCUAUCUCCACAACUACAGAUCUGCAGAUACUGUACAAGAGACUGUCGGUGGCAGAAGAGCUGGGAGGAAAGGUCAGCAAGGAUCUCAGCAUCAUCCUUGAGCAGCUGGGGAACAUGACACGCGCUGCCAAUGUCAGCCACCUCUGGAGCAACAUGUCCAGCAGCAGCAGCAUUAUGGCAACAGUAAAACAUCCAAUGGAUGACCUGAGCAGACAGCCACUGCCUCAGGCCACUAUUCACUUCUACAUGCCCCACCUCAGGGAGCAUCCCAAUAGCCUGGUGCCUCAUGUGGUGCUGGGGAAGGGACGCAGCGGAGUGAGCAUGGUGCUGGGCAUUCCCACGGUGAAGCGUGAGAAACAGAGCUACCUGGUCAGCACCCUCAGCUCCCUACUGUCCGGCCUCAGCUCCUCAGAAAUGCAGGAUCUCCUCAUCAUCGUCUUUGUCGCUGAGGCGGAUCUACAGUAUGUGGAGGGCAUUGCACGCAGCCUGUUUGAGAAUUUUCCAAAGGAGGUGCAGUCCGGUUUGCUGGAGGUGGUUUCCCCGUCGCAGCAUUAUUACCCCGAUUUCAACAUCCUCAAAGAGACAUUUGGAGACUCCAAGGACAGAGUCAAAUGGCGAACUAAGCAGAAUUUGGACUACAGCUUCCUCAUGCUGUACGCACAGGACAAAGGAACGUACUAUGUUCAGUUGGAAGACGACGUUUUUGCAAAGAGCGGUUACUAUAGCGACAUGAAGGCAUUCGCCACACAGGCAUCUUCUAACGAAUGGCUCUACCUGGAAUUCUCCCAGCUUGGCUUUAUAGGUAAGAUGUUUAAGACCAGAGACCUCCCGUUGAUAGCCGAGUUCUUCCUCAUGUUCCACAAAGACAAGCCUAUCGACUGGUUGCUGGAUCACAUUCUGUGGGUGAAGGUUUGCAACCCAGAGAAAGAUAAUAAACACUGUGAUUUACAGAAGGCAAUGCUGAAGAGGAGAUAUAAACCCUCACUCUUCCAGCAUGUUGGCCUUCAUUCCUCUUUGCCUGGAAAACUGCAGCGUCUGAAGGAUAAGGACUUUGGGAAGCAGGGUUUGUUUCAGGUUCACAGUAACCCAGCUGCUGCGGUGAACACCAGCAUGAAGCACUACCAGCAGCACAGCCUGGAGCGGCUUUACAAAGGAGGUGACUUCAUGUGGGCUUUGACACCGGUCCAGGGCGACUACAUCCUCUUCAGCUUCCCUCAGCCCAUCCGCAUAGCUGGGUAUGUGUUUCGUUGUGGAAACAGCCAGACAGUGGGGGAUAAAUUCCACAACACCACAGUGGAAGUGCUCUCCAGCAAUACAACGGCUGCAGAGAAGCUCCUGGCUGGCUCACCAUCUAAAUACAAGCAAUCUGACAGCAGCUUCAUUGUUAUUGAUAAAUUUUACAACGGAGUGGCUGAAGGAGAAAUCGAUGAAGUUCUGCAGCCCAUCUCAGCUCUGCGCCUGGUGGUUCACUCCAACUCAGACGUCUGGGCUCUGCUGAGCGAGAUUCACAUCAAGGUAUGAAGACAAAGCGCGCCCUCUGCGGGACAAAGACUCUAACUACAGGGACAUUUUGAAGCCUGAUGAGCAGAUCACCUAUUGGUGAUCUGAGAGGAGCUUCAGACAGAAAUCUGACUCAUGUUGAGUAACCAUGGAGGAAGAAGCACUCCACCCACUGAUUGGUUUGCACAAACAUAACUUGUCACACAUGUUUUUGCACUUUGACAGAUUUUUAUUCUAAGAAAUAAAUAUGUUUGAAAUAUCAA